GUUGAAAACUUGAAUCCACCAUUUUCCGAACUUUCACUGCUGAACUAAGAUCACAGGUAUCUUCAAGUAGGACAGAAGAGGCACAUUCGUACAUUAAAAUUCAAGCGAAACUGGACUGUGAAGCUGCCAAAACAUCCCAAGAACCUGGAUGGUCCAACUUCGCCCUGUUCCAAUCAAUUAAACCUGCCGGCUCUUGCUCGAUAUGUAGCAAUGACCACGCCGAUCCUUUCUGAAAGGCCCGACCUACCAUGUACAAGGACCAUCCAGACUGUUAUCAUGGCAUUUGAGUUUUGCGUAAUACCCGCUUUUUCAACCACGGGCACGAAUCAUUCUCUUCCUGCCAUAUCCUGCAUCUUGACUCUCUUUCUUGGCGCUCACCACAAAUCAAGCAAUGGAGCUGAAUCACCAAACUGAAGGCUCAAUCUAGAAGGACACAAAAAGCUUUUCAGGAAUGCCUUGAUAGUUGCUCUUGGCCAUGAUGUCAUAUUACUAGCACAAGGGGAUGUUUUGUUUCUUGCGUGAACCUCUGAAGGUCUACUAUAUAAACCGUGAAUGUGAGCAAAAACUGGAGUUGAAAGCUCAAUCUAUGCUAUACUAGCAAAACAAGCCCGCUGUUAUAUUCAUAGUUCUACCACGGAAUCAUGGCCAGUGAGACUGUCUUGGUCACAGGUGCAUCAGGCUUCAUCGCUACCCACAUCGUUGAAUCAUUCUUGCGUGCCGGUUACAACGUCCGCGGCACCGUUCGAUCCGAACGGACGGCUCACAAGGUCCGUUAUACCUUCCAGGAGUACAAGGAUAACUUGAGCCUUGUCAUUGUCCCGGAUGUCGCUGCUGCGAAAGCCUUCGAUGAGGCCAUUCAAGGAGUCACCGGGGUCAUUCACACCGCCGCGCCCUUCCAAACGGAAGUUGAAGACAAAGAACGGGAUCUGUUGCGACCUGCCAUCGAAGGAACAAUCAACCUCCUGGACUCCAUUAAGAGGUGUGCCCCUCAGGUCCGCCGAGUCGUCCACACGUCUUCCUUUGCCGAUAUCCUUGAUAUAUCAAAGGGAGACCGACCAGAUCACAUAUACACGGAGGCUGACUGGAAUCCAAUGACAUAUGCGGAGGCCAUAAAUGAAAGUACCCCCGAUAUGGCUUCUUACUGCGCAGGAAAGGCUAUGGCGGAGCAUGCAGCGUGGGAGUUCAUGACCACAGAGAACCCUCCAUUUGACCUGGUCACUAUCUGCCCGCCGUACGUCUUUGGUCCGGUCAAGAACGCUACGGCAAGCCUGGUUAACCUGAAUACUUCGUCAAUGGAUGUAUACCGACUGAUGUCGCCCAUGUCAAAGCCAAGCCAUGCUAUACCGCCAACUUCGGUGUGGGUGUGGGCGGAUGUACGUGAUGUUGCCGAAGCGCAUCUAAAGGCCUUCGAGGUUCCCGAGGCUGGAGGGCAGCGCUUCUUGAUUGCGCAAGGCAAAUACAGCUAUCAGCGAAUAGCCGAUAUUCUCCGAGAUAGAGUGGUGGAAGUGAGAGAUCGUGUUCCUGUGGGUAAACCACGAUCUGGAUUAAGUGAUGUCUAUGGCAUCGAUGCAUCCAAGUCAGAGAAUGUGCUGGAUCUAAGGUAUCGUCCCUUAGAGGAUUCUAUAGUUGAUGCGGCAAAGUCAUUUCUGAAGCUGGAGCAGGCGAAUUGAUU
Molecule: messenger RNA, 1672 nt
Organism: Aspergillus pseudotamarii
Lineage: Eukaryota; Fungi; Ascomycota; Eurotiomycetes; Eurotiales; Aspergillaceae
Product: SDR family oxidoreductase
Exons: 1
Coding region: 642-1670 (342 amino acids)
Molecular function (GO): oxidoreductase activity, acting on the CH-OH group of donors, NAD or NADP as acceptor
Source: RefSeq, a predicted model, not a curated record